Molecule: messenger RNA, 5162 nt
Organism: Leptonychotes weddellii (Weddell seal)
Lineage: Eukaryota; Metazoa; Chordata; Mammalia; Carnivora; Phocidae
Source: RefSeq, a predicted model, not a curated record
GCCUCCGAACCCCUGCGCCACUUUAGAUUUCGCCUGCUGUUUUCCUGGUGGCUUCCCCAAACCAAACCUCUGUGGCUGAGUACGGCAGCGCUUCGGGGACAAAAAUCUUUCUCUUCUCUGGGCUCGGCCUUGCUAAUUGUUCCGUGGUUAAAUCGGACGGCAAGUAUUUGGGUCCCCAUUGCGCUGCUAUUCAGGAGGUAGGGGGAGGCUGAGCCCGGCGCUGAGUUCGGGCUGACUGGGGCUUGGGCCCAGCGAGUCGGUGCCGCUGCGCGGAUGUUGCGAUGGCUGAUCGGGGGAGGCCGAGAACCUCAGGGACUGGCGGAGAAAUCUCCUUUACAGACAAUAGGUGAAGAACAAACCCAGAAUCCCUACACUGAACUGCUUGUACUGAAAGCUCAUCAUGAUAUUGUACGAUUUCUGGUGCAGUUAGAUGAAUACAGAUUUGCAUCUGCUGGUGAUGACGGAAUUGUAGUUGUGUGGAAUGCCCAGACAGGAGAAAAACUUCUGGAACUUAAUGGACACACUCAAAAGAUAACAGCUCUUAUUACAUUUCCUUCCUUGGAAGCUUGUGAAGAAAAAAACCAACUGAUCUUGACAACCUCUGCUGAUAGAACAGUUAUUUUAUGGGAUUGUGAUACUGGCAGACAAGUUCGGAAAGUAUCCUGCUUCCAGUCUACUAUAAAGAAUUAUUUCUUCCACACAUACCUACAGUCAUUUGAUUUAAUUUUCCGGCUGGUAGCACCCACAGAAGAAUCACUGGAAUGGGAUAUUCUUGAAAUUAAGCGCCUCCUUGAUCACCAGGAUAAUAUUCUCUCAUUGGUUAAUGUCAAUGAUGUGAGUUUUGUAACUGGCUCCCAUGUUGGAGAAAUGAUCAUCUGGGAUAUCCUGGACUGGACCGUGCAAGCCCGUGAAUGCAGCUUCUGGGACCCAUCUCCACAGCUGGACACCCAGCAAGAAAUAAAACUCUGCCAAAAACCAGAUGACAUUUCUGUUCAUCAUUUCACAUGGGAUAAAGAGAAUGUAUUUGCUGCAGUCGGAAGGGGUUUAUACGUGUAUAACCUUCACAUGAAGCGUGUGAUUGCUUGCCAGAAAAGUGCCCAUGACUCUAAUGUCCUGCACAUUGCCAAACUUCCGAACAGGCAGUUAAUCUCAUGCUCGGAAGACGGCAGUGUACGCAUUUGGGAGUUAAGAGAAAAACAGCAGCUUGCAGCUGAACCUGUACCAACAGGUUUUUUUAACAUGUGGGGAUUUGGAAGAGUGAACAAGCAAGCCAGCCAACCUGUUAAAAAGCAACAAGAAAAUUCUCCUCCAUGUUCAUUGGAGCUUAUUGGAGAUUUGAUUGGACACUCCUCAUCUGUGGAGAUGUUUCUGUACUUUGAAGAUCAUGGACUAGUGACAUGCUCUGCUGACCAUCUCAUUAUUUUGUGGAAAAAUGGAGAAAGAGAAUCUGGAUUGCGCAGUUUAAAAUUAUUUCAAAAGUUAGAGGAGAAUGGUGACUUAUAUCUUGCUGUCUAGUUGAAGGAAUUUGGAACACAUGUGCAUGAACCUUGAACAUCAAAUAUAGGGUAAUACUCAAAUUUGUAAUGUAUUAUUUUUUUUAAAGAGUUUAAGUAAUCUCCACCCCCAGUGAGGGGCUCAAACCCACAACCCCCAGAUCAAGAGUUGCAAGUUGUUUCUCAGGUAUUAACAUUCACAAGAGAAUACACUGCAAGUUUUUUGUUUGACUUUUCACAGCAGUAACCUGAAACCACUGAGGAAAUGGGUCUAAUUUCAGCAGUGAAUUUUCAGAAAGUAUUCAGAUCAGAGCACAAAUAUUGGUAAAGAAUUUUAGCCUAGUGUCCGUAUAGAAAAUUUUUUUAAAAUAACAAAUUGUAUGAGCUUACGUUUAAUGAAAAAAGUGCUCAGAACCUCUCACUUGAUUUAGUAUAAUUUCGUUGCCUCUAAUUACAUUCUUACUCAUCACGAAAAUUUUUUAAAAAGUUACAUGUACUUUCAUUUAGGCCUUUCUGAAUUUUGAAGUACCUGGCUUUAUUCUCAAAAUGAGUAUUUUAACUAUACCUGUUUUUAAAAAACUUAUGAGCCUACUUUAAAAAAUAUAAUAAUUAUAGAAGAUAUUUUGGGAUAAAAAUGAAAAAUCCACUGAAAAACAGGUAGGACGUAGCACAUCUUGAAUUUACACCUUGAGACCUCCAGGAGAUUGUGUUGCUGCUCAAGGGGUGCGUGCUGGGUUUGAGCUGCUUCAUUUGAACCUAGACCCGGUGAAGAGGUGGAAAUAGAACAGCAGAACUGUGGCAUUCAUUAGAAGUUUUAUUUUGUUCUUUGGUUUUCCUUAGAGCCUGCCUGUUGGAUUAAGAAUCUGUGUGAUAAAUAUAUCCUACCUCCUACAGAUUCCCUGGUCUUUAGUAACUAAUUAAGAAUGUUCUAUGAGCAAACUUGAGUCUUAUACUGUUUAAUUCCAACUUUUUUUGUUGGUGGUGCCAAGUAAUUUGUUUAAAUGCUUUUGUUGUGUUUUAGUUUAGCUACUACAAUUCCUAUAAACUCAUCAAUAGGAAUCUUACCAGGGUGUAUUUUUUGCCCCCAUGUGAAUUGGCUGAAUAGCGAUUAGCUAGAUUGGGAUCGGACCAGCACCUAGCCCUCAUAUAUGCCAGGGAUGAGAGCUAGAUCAGUAAAGAGGUACGGUGUUUCCCAAGUCAGAGACUGGAGCCACAAGUACCUGAUUGAUCUUACCGUUCCUCCAAUAUGAAAUACUUGAGAAAGGCUUCAUUUGUGUAGUUACUUGCUGUGACCACUCAGAUUUAAUCCUCUUUAUCACCCUACCAGCCUUAGAACAGAAUAUUCCUUCUCCCCUUUGGUACUAAAGAAUAAAAAUUAAAAAAGAAAGUGGAGUUAUUCUUAAAAGUGCUGAUCAAAGAAUCCUGUUAUGAUGUUGGAAGACUGAUCCUUCUCCUUUGCUCUCUGCCGAUUCACCUGUUCAUCCCACUCAUCUCUAAUGGAAUUUUUACAAAUUGUUUUUACUAGUUUUCUCUUUGACCAUUGCUUCCACAACUACCUCCAGACUGGAAGAGCUAAGGUCAUCUAUGCCAGACCGAUGCCCUAAUGUUAGGAAUGAGGAAACUGAGGCCCAGGCAGGUAAGGCCUUGCAAUUAGCCCUAUUCCAUCAGAUUGUUGAUCACUUUAGUUAGGUAUCUCUGAGUCAUUUUCAGGCUUUAAAAUUUUACUCAAUAGCUGGACUUUCUUCUGUUACUAGCUAGCUUUUUCUUUGUUCAAGUUGUUUUCUUGAGUUGUCGAAGACCUCUUCCAUGAACCAUACAAGGAAUUCAUAGAUUUUUAACUGUUUUAUUUCCUAACAGUUUUUGGGUUAGUAAUCUAUUCCCACGGAGUGACAGAAACUAUAGGUGAGUUUUGGGAGCAACCAGUACUAAUCCUCUUAUCUGUCUGGAGGGAAGCCCCCCACUCAGGAAGAUGGGAGCUUCUACGAGGGCUCAGACUUGAUGGCUGCUCAGUAGUUGUAUGUAGACUGCUGCUAGAAGUUGACCUUGAAGCACCCCAAGUAACACUAUGUAGUGGGCCUUGUCAUUUUUAUUUAAAAAUCCCCUAUUACCUUCCUCUCUGGCUGUCUUCACAUAAUACAAGCAAGAGCCUAAGUUUCAGGGGCACUGUAUCUUUCCUUUCUCAGCCAGAGGCUUGUUGUUUGCCCCCAAGACUAACCAGUCCUGACUUAGGAAGCAAAUUUGAAAAUCUAAAAUUGGAAGUAAAUAAUGACUUCGAAUUAUAAAACAUUGUUACCUCUACAAGAAUGACCUUAUAACUAACUUCUAGUGAAGUAGUAGUCUUAAUGUGACUUCUACCUAUAUUAGAGUGCAUUCUUCUCAAUCAGUAGGGGGUCCCUUCAACACAGAAUGUUUUAGUAAACAACUAAGUAUAAAGAGGCAUUUAUAAUAGUUUAUACCUGCUGAAAGACUAUAUGGGAGAAGGCAGUAUUUAGUUAGCAGUUCAGAGGAUUACACACUGAUUAAGAUCAUAGCUGUGCUAAAGCUUUGGUACCUGGCAGUCUUAAAGCCUUUAAGUUCUUAUGAAAUUAAUUUGACGUUACAGGGAGUAAGCUGUAACAUUCAUACAGAAAAAAUGUUACUUACCGAAUGGAACUGAAAGCGACAGGGCAAGGUAAAGAUUGUCCUUGUCUGGAGCAAGCUUCUGAAGCCUAGGCAAGUUAUUUAGUUCUUUAAAAUGGGAUUUUGACAUCCUGACUUUAAUGUGUCUGAAAGUAAAGUGACUCAUGAAAUAAAGGACAGUAAAGCGAAAUUUUGAAAUAAUGAAAAGUUUAGGCCAAAGAGAUAAAAUAAAAACAGCUGUUGGGAAUGAAAAAUGGCUGUAGGAAUUUAGUUACAAGUACUUCACAAAAACAUUUUCAUCACAUUUACAUAGUGCAGCAUUACAACACAAAGCUAGCUGCUGUCCUGACCAAGCACAUUCGCUUUUCUAACAAAAAUAAUUUAGAUACAUUUCUUUACGUGGAAUUGUCAUAUAUGAUUUCAUUUUUUGGUACAAAACAUAGAAAAAAAACAUUGGCACAUUAUGUAGUAAUAAGUCAUUUUUUUCUUCCCAUGUACUGGUUUCAAGUGUUCUACAUUCCAAUUUUCAUUUGAAAAAAGUAACUACUAUUCAACUAAUUCAGCCUCUGUUUAUACCUCUUAAAAAUGCAGCAGGGAGUACAGAGGAUUUGAAAAGGAAGAUACUUUGUUUACUGAGUUUGAUAUUUACAACACAAAGAGGAGGGUUGUUUGGUAAAAGAGAAAGGAAAAUCUCAAGUCUGACUUCAUGUAGAUCACAGAAAGUUUUCAAAAGAGCUGUAUAAAAAUAUGCACUUGUGCUUUAGAAGCUUUUAGCAUACAAUUAAGAGCAUAAAAUAGUAUUUACUGCUUCCCCUUAUGCCUAUUUUCUGAUCUAUUUACACAUCUUGCAGUCUUGUCUUUUUUACAUCAUUAAAGCAAAGUGGCAAGGUCUCAAAUAUAGAUAGGUUAAAAACAUCUGAACCUUGAAACUGCCCCAUCCCUCCCCCAAAUAUAUAUGUAUAGAUGGUACAUGGCACAACCUACUCCAUGGACUGACUUACACCCAGUAAAUUUAGAGUGCUUUAAUAAAAAUUUUAAACAGCAAACGUA